AUGCUCUGGAAGUCCUUGUAUGCCAUUGCUGCCCUUGUGGCCACUGCUCAAGCUGACUCCAUCACUGGAUGCCACGCCCACGGUUCUGACUACUUCUGUAUCAACACCGACGGUGACGAAGGCCAGGUUCUGCCUGCUCCUACCGGUUCAGGCCCAAGCUCCUACACUUCUUGUCAUGCUCACGGUGCUGACACUUAUUGCAUGGACGGCUCCUCCGAGGUGUUGUUCGAGGUUGAAGGUGGCAGUGCUGCCAGCAGUGUGGAUGCUCAAACCACCGCGGUGACAGGCUGUCAUGCUCACGGUGACGACCUUUUCUGUAUCGACGGUGCCGGAAACGAGGGUGUCAUUACGCCUGCUCCUUCUGGUUCUGCUGCUCCUGAAUCCUUCACUGGAUGCCACGCUCACGAAACCGAUACCUUCUGUUUGGACAGCUCUGGAAACGAAUACCAGUUUGUUGCCGAAGAGGCUUCCAGCGGUAACGGUGACGAGGACGAUGAGGAGAUGGACUGCCACUACCACGCCGGUGUGCCCCACUGUGUGCCUAAGAGCGGCAGCUCCUCCCACUCCCACGAGGCCACCACCUGUGACGUUCCUGAAAACGACUACGACAUUCCCUUGAGAAUCGGCCUUAUCUUUGCCAUUUUGGCCGGUGACUUCAUUGGUGUCUACGCUCCCCUCAUUGUCAAGAGAUGGUUCUCCGACCACAUGGACGGCAUCCUUGUCACCUUGUUCAGACAGUUUGGUACCGGUGUUGUUCUUUCCACUGCCCUUGUGCACUUGUUGACCCACGCCCAGAUGUUGUUCGAGAGUGACUGUUUGCACACUGAGUACGAGGCCACCGCCACCUCCAUCGCCAUGGCCGGUAUCUUCAUUGCCUUCUGCAUUGAGUUCUUCUUGGGCAGAUGGUUGCAGUCCAGAAUCAACACUCUCAAGGCUGCUAACGGUGUCACUGGCUCCGAGGAGGAGGGCAGAUCUUCUGACGACGAAAAGGACAAGAUCAACGGCAAGAACCUGGCUGACGAGCACGACCACGAGGAGCACAGCCACCACCACCUUGACGCUGUUGCUAAGCAGGACAAGGUUGCUGUGGGUCUCUUGGAGGCUGGUAUUGUUUUCCACUCGGUUCUUAUUGGUAUCACGUUGGUGGUUAACCCUGACGACAACGGAUCUUUCAUCACUCUUUUCAUUGUCAUUUUGUUCCACCAGAUCUUCGAGGGUGUUGCAUUGGGUACCAGAAUCGCCGAGUUGAACACCAUCUCCAUCUGGACCAAGCUCGCCAUGGGUGCCGGUUUCGCUGUCACCACCCCUGUGGGUAUGGCCAUCGGUAUCGGUGUGUUGAACCAGUUCAACGGUAACGACCCCGACACCAUUGUCGCUUUGGGAACGUUGAACUCCUUGUCUGCCGGUGUUCUUUUGUGGGUUGGUCUCAUUGAGAUGUUGAACCACGACUGGCUCCUGGGCGGUCUCAUGAAGGCCCGCUGGUUCAAGGUUGCCGUUGGCAUGUUCGGUUUGGUGGCCGGUAUGGCCUUGAUGAGUUUCCUCGGUAAGUGGGCAUAA
Molecule: messenger RNA, 1557 nt
Organism: Candidozyma pseudohaemuli
Lineage: Eukaryota; Fungi; Ascomycota; Pichiomycetes; Serinales; Metschnikowiaceae
Exons: 1
Coding region: 1-1557 (518 amino acids)
Biological process (GO): zinc ion transmembrane transport
Cellular component (GO): plasma membrane
Molecular function (GO): zinc ion transmembrane transporter activity
Source: RefSeq, a predicted model, not a curated record